GAUAUAAACCCCAAAAACCCUAACACUUCACUCAGUUAGACACGAGCUUGUCUACUUGCUAGGGUUUCAUAUCCACAGGCUCUGUCUCUGCGUCCCAACAACGAUGGUGGCCGACAAAUCCAAGAAGUUGAAAGUUUCUGACAACAAUGAAGAAAUCGAUGGAGAACUUGUUCUCAACAUCGAAAAGUUGCAGGAAAUCCAAGACGAACUCGAAAAGAUCAAUGAGGAGGCGAGCGAUAAAGUGCUCGAAAUAGAGCAGAAGUACAAUGAGAUCCGGAAACCGGUGUAUGAUAAGCGCAAUGAUCUUAUCAAAUCAAUUCCUGAUUUCUGGUUAACUGCUUUUUUGAGCCAUCCUGCCCUUGGUGAUCUUUUGAAUGAAGAAGAUCAGAAGAUAUUUAAGUAUUUUAGUUCUCUUGAGGUUGAAGACCAUAAAGAUGUCAAAUCAGGCUAUUCAAUCACCUUUAAUUUCAAUCCCAAUCCCUAUUUUGAGGAUACAAAGCUUGUAAAGACUUUUACCUUCCUUGAAGAAGGAACAACAAAGGUUACUGCUACACCCAUAAAAUGGAAAGAGGGCAAGGAGAUUCCCAAUGGAGUUAGUCACGAGAAGAAAGGAAACAAGCGUGCUCCUACUGAUAUCAGUUUCUUUAGCUGGUUUAGCGACACUGAACAGAAAGAGGACUUGGACGACAUUCAUUGUGAGGUUGCAGAAAUAAUCAAGGAUGAUUUAUGGCCAAAUCCCCUUACUUAUUUCAACAAUGAGGAAGCAGAUGAAGAUGACGAUGAGGCUGGUGAUUUGGGAAAGGAUGAUGAUGACUCUGAAGAUGAUGAUGAUGAUGAUGAGGAUGAAGAUGAUGACGAGGAGGAAGAAUAGUGUAAAAUGCAUUAUCAUUAAGUUACUUGGUUUUUUUUUUUACUUUAAGGUUAUAGGAGUAUGUUAGUUGUCUUUAAGGGAUGACGAAGACGGUGAUCUAUUUAUAUUGUCAUUUAAAGUUAUGUCUGGUUUUAUCUCUAGUGCACUUUUUUGAGAUACUUGUGACAAUGGCUUUUUCCUUGGUCAUUUGAUGAACCACAUAGUUAAUUAAAAUGCAGUAUAUUUAGUGUAUA
Molecule: messenger RNA, 1104 nt
Organism: Cicer arietinum (chickpea)
Lineage: Eukaryota; Viridiplantae; Streptophyta; Magnoliopsida; Fabales; Fabaceae
Product: NAP1-related protein 2
Biological process (GO): nucleosome assembly
Cellular component (GO): nucleus
Source: RefSeq, a predicted model, not a curated record